AGAGGAGGAGGAGCUUGGAGGAAGGGAUCCAAGGCAGAGGCCCUCCUGGGCACAGACCAGGCACAGCAGGGUUCAGGAGUCUGCAGAAACAGAGAUCCCCUCCCCCAACGCCCCAACCCUGUAGGGCCCACCUGCUGGGGUUAGAUUUGGGGUUUUCUGUCUUGAUCUGAUCAUCCUUGCCUGCCUUCUGCCUGAGCUUCUGGGAGACUGCGAGGGAGCGUUCAAGAUUGAGGGUCUGUGAGCGGCUCCAGGAUGCGGGCUCCGGGUGCGGGCUCGGCCUCCGUAGCCUCUCUGGUGCUGCUGUGGCUGCUGGGGCUGCCGUGGACCUGGAGCGCAGCGGCGGCCCUCGGUGUGUACGUGGGCGGCGGCGGCUGGCGUUUCCUGCGCAUCGUCUGCAAGACCGCGAGGCGGGACCUCUUCGGCCUCUCUGUGCUGAUCCGCGUGCGCCUGGAGCUGUGGUGGCACCAGCGCGCCCACCACACCAUCCCGCGGAUCUUCCAGGUGGUGGCCCGGCAGCAGCCUGACCGCCUUGCCCUGGUGGAUGCAGGCAGUGGCGCGUGCUGGACCUUUGCGCAGCUGGAUGCCUACUCCAAUGCCGUGGCCAACGUCUUCCACCAGCUGGGCCUCGCGCCAGGCGACGUGGUGGCCAUCUUCCUGGAGGGCCGACCCGAGUUCGUGGGGCUGUGGCUAGGCCUGGCCAAGGUGGGCGUGGAGGCUGCGCUACUCAAUGUCAACCUGCGGCGUGAGCCCUUGGCCUUCUGCCUGGGUACCUCGGGCGCCAAGGCCCUCAUCUUCGGAGGGGAGCUGGCAGCAGCGGUGGCUGAGGUGAGCGGACAGCUGGGGAAGAGUCUGCUCAAGUUCUGCUCUGGAGACCUGAGUCCGGAGGGUGUCUGUCUGGACACCCAGCUCCUAGACCCAAUGCUGAAAGAGGCAUCCACGGCCCCACUGGCCCAGUCCCCUGGCAAAGGCAUGGACGAUCGACUCUUCUACAUCUAUACGUCGGGGACCACGGGGCUGCCCAAGGCUGCCAUUGUCGUGCACAGCAGGUACUAUCGCAUAGCAGCCUUUGGCCACCAUGCCUACAGCAUGCGGGGGGCAGAUGUACUCUAUGACUGCCUGCCCCUAUACCACUCAGCAGGGAACAUCAUGGGCGUGGGGCAGUGUCUUAUCUACGGGCUGACGGUUGUCCUCCGCAAGAAGUUCUCAGCCAGCCGCUUCUGGGAUGACUGCGUCAAGUACAACUGCACGGUGGUCCAGUACAUCGGGGAGAUCUGCCGCUACCUGCUGAAGCAGCCAGUGCGAGAGGCAGAGGGGCGGCAUCACGUGCGCCUGGCUGUGGGCAACGGGCUGCGGCCAGCCAUCUGGGAGGAGUUCACCAAGCGCUUCCACGUAGGCCAGAUUGGCGAGUUCUACGGUGCUACUGAGUGCAACUGCAGCAUCGCCAACAUGGACGGGAAGGUCGGCUCCUGUGGCUUCAACAGCCGCAUUCUGCCCCAUGUGUACCCCAUCCGGCUGGUGAAGGUCAAUGAGGACACCAUGGAACUACUGCGGGAUGCCCAGGGUCUCUGUAUCCCAUGCCAGUUCGGGGAGCCCGGCCUCCUCGUGGGCCAGAUCAACCAGCAGGACCCACUGCGUCGCUUCGAUGGCUACAUCAGCGAGAGUGCCACCAGCAAGAAGAUUGCCCACAGUGUCUUCCACAAGGGCGACAGCGCCUACCUCUCAGGUGACGUGCUGGUGAUGGAUGAACUGGGCUACAUGUACUUCCGGGACCGCAGUGGGGACACCUUCCGCUGGCGUGGGGAGAACGUCUCCACCACUGAGGUGGAGGGUGUGCUGAGCCGCCUGCUGGGCCAGACAGAUGUAGCUGUGUACGGGGUGGCUGUACCAGGAGUAGAAGGCAAAGCAGGUAUGGCAGCCAUCGCGGACCCCCAUGGCCAGCUGAGUGACCGGCUCUUCUUCCUGGACCUGAAGCAGGGACACUAUCUGCCCCUGGACCAGGAUGUCUACACUCGCAUCUGCUCGGGUGCCUUUGCCCUCUGACACUCCCUCCUCUGCUGUCCAGAGAUUUCUGGCCAGGCCUAGCAAGCAAGGUGGGCUGGAGCCAGACAGCUCUGCCCUCUGUCCUGGGGCCAAGAAACUGGACCCCGGGAGGAACCCGUGUCUCUCCCCUUCCCUCACUCUCCUCUGCCUGUUCCCCUGCACGCUCUUCUUGUCCUGCCCUGCCUUUCUUCUGCUCCUGUGUCUGUGUGUCUCUUCUCCCUGCUUCCUGGCUUCAGCCUUCCUGCUGUGCCCAUCUGCCCUAACCUCUUCGCUCUUUUCCUCCAUCUCUUCCCUUUCUCUUCCCCUGUUCUGUCAAGUGCAGAGCAGACAUUUCCUGGGAACUGUGGCCUUCAUGGGGCCUCCAUCUGUUAUCCCCAUUGGAUCUUAGACCCAGAGUGGGGCCUCCCCACCUCCCUCUCAGCUGUGCCUUAGGGGCCCUCACCCAGUCCAGGCCUCCUGAGGCUGCUGGGUUCCAGGAUGUUGUAGCCCUGUGUGAACUCCAGGCAGGCCCCUGGCCCUCCCAGCCAAAUGGAGGAGCUGAGGGUGGUCUGCUCGCCCCACACUGGGUGCAGGGGUCAUUGGCAGGGAUCUCCACGUCAGCUGGAAAUUGCUCCUAGGUUGGGCCAGUUGUCUUUUGCACUUUACAUCCCUGGUGGGUCUCCCCUGCCCUGUCUGCCUUUCCUGAUGCCCUGGAAGCUUCCAGAAUCGAUGGUGACCACUUUGAUGUUACCCCUGCCUAGGUGUCCCUGUUCAGGCAUCUCCACGGAGCUUCUGCUGGAGGGGCCCUGAAGACUGUGCUGGGUGGCUGUUUGGCUCACCAGUCAGACGCUCACCCUGGCAGAGGCCUCUUGGGUGUCCCCAUGCAGCGUAGCUGCUGUGGGAGUGGGGGGUGGUCUGCUGUUGGUGGCUUUUGAGAUCGCCUCAGGGAUUCCAGCUGUUGAAUGUCCCUGCUGGCCUUGCUAGUGUGACAGCCUAGACUCUGUGUUGGUGGUGACAUCCCAGAUAACCCGACUGAGAUGGCUUGGACAUCCCCAUCGCCUGUGUUUGUGGCUCAUCCUGGACUCCUGACUCCUGUUGUUGGGGCUGGCCACCCUGACCACCCGUCAGUCUCCAGCAGCAUUGUCCAGCACCUUAUAACAGUGGGACCAGUUGUGAGUGACCGUGUGUUAUUUCACAUGAGCCUUUCCAAGCACCAAGGUUGUUUCCUAGUUGAGUUUUAAGAAAUAAACCUGCAGAGCGUCCAGUGCCUGAUGGGA
This is a messenger RNA of Hipposideros armiger (great roundleaf bat), 3296 nucleotides long. It is a transcript of the gene SLC27A1, whose product is annotated as solute carrier family 27 member 1. Gene Ontology annotation, molecular function: long-chain fatty acid transmembrane transporter activity; oleoyl-CoA ligase activity. NCBI's taxonomy places the organism in Eukaryota, Metazoa, Chordata, Mammalia, Chiroptera, Hipposideridae. The record is from RefSeq and is a predicted model, not a curated record. The transcript is spliced from 13 exons. Bases 253 to 2040 code for a protein of 595 amino acids. Gene Ontology annotation, biological process: long-chain fatty acid metabolic process; medium-chain fatty acid transport; long-chain fatty acid import into cell. Gene Ontology annotation, cellular component: plasma membrane; mitochondrial inner membrane; endoplasmic reticulum membrane.